This is a messenger RNA of Olea europaea var. sylvestris, 1295 nucleotides long. RefSeq names its product thaumatin-like protein 1b. The record is from RefSeq and is a predicted model, not a curated record. NCBI's taxonomy places the organism in Eukaryota, Viridiplantae, Streptophyta, Magnoliopsida, Lamiales, Oleaceae. The coding region runs from base 151 to 1056 and encodes 301 amino acids. Gene Ontology annotation, cellular component: extracellular region. Gene Ontology annotation, biological process: defense response. The transcript has 3 exons.
GUCUCUCUUCACGUUCUCCUCAUUUACAAUAAGGCAGCGGCUUGGGCAACUCUCUCCGUAACCUCUCACCAUAGUCUUUUUAUAUUUGCUCACCUGUUCUCUCUAUAUAUACAUAAACAUACGUACAUAUACUGUAUAACUACAUCUUCAAUGGCGCAACUCUGCUUGCACGUUCUCCUUUUAACGCUCUCAAGUUAUCUUCUAUCAGGAGUAUAUUCAGCGGCGACAUUUACAAUAGUAAAUAAGUGUGAGUUCACAGUAUGGCCAGGCAUUUUAUCAAACGCAGGAAUCGCGCCACUUUCCACCACCGGUUUUUCUCUGCAAAAGGGUGAGGCCAGGACAAUCGACGCACCUUCUGCAUGGGGCGGCCGAUUAUGGGGUAGGACUCUCUGCAGCGAGGACUCUACCGGAAAAUUCUCCUGCAUCACAGGUGAUUGUGGCUCCGGAAAAAUGGAGUGCGUCGGAGGUGGUGCCACUCCACCAGCAACGCUGGCAGAGUUCACGCUCGACGGUUCCGGCGGAAUGGACUUCUACGAUGUCAGCCUGGUCGACGGCUACAACGUUCCGAUGCUGGUGAUACCACAGGGCGGUUCCGGAGCCAAUUGCACGUCUACUGGAUGCGUUGUGGAUUUGAACGGGGUUUGUCCGUCGGAGCUCCGAGUGACAAGUAGCGACGGCGACAACGUCGCUUGCAAAAGCGCCUGCGAGGCCUUUGGGCAAGAGAAGUAUUGUUGCAGCGGCGCGUACGCCACACCAGAUACCUGCACGCCCUCGUCCUACUCGCAGAUUUUCAAGAGCGCGUGCCCGCGCGCAUACAGUUACGCCUAUGAUGAUAAAACAAGCACGUUCACAUGUGCCGGUGUCGAUUAUAUCAUAACGUUCUGUCCGGCACCAAACACGAGUCAAAAGAAAUUGAACGGACAAAUUCCAGGGUAUGAAGAGAGUGACGGCACGAUGGUAUACGAAGGAGCAUUGGAUGCGAGCAGUGCACGACUAACAUGUACUCCGCCAUUGGCCUUGGCCGGAGCCGUCGCUAUCCUGGCGGCAAUGUGGUAGUUGCGUCGGCUCUUCUGACUUGCCUUUCAAUCAACAACGUUUCAAUUCCUUUUUCAAGAUGGGCCCACCAAUGUUGUCAGAAUUUGGGUAAUUUAUCAUGCGUGGACAGUUGAAAGUUUUGUGGCCCUUUCUCCAUAUAUAGGCCCAAAUAGAUGACCCAUGUGAUGAGGAAUUGUCGAGUUGAGUCACCAAUGGGACAAUUGGAUAGGACACUAUCAAUGAAGUUGAGAAAGAGUGAA